GAGGUAAUUUAAAAGUGUUAACAAUGGAAGGGGAUAUCAUAGACUGGACCAAAGAGUAUGGCGAGAAAGAGAAGGCUAGAAAAAUGGAGGAAGAAGUGAGAAAUGAUUUGAAGACAGUAGACGGUUAUGUACCUCAAAAGCCAGUAUAUGAGUUUCGGGAUCAAUUCACUUUAGAAAAAUGCCCACCUCCUGAUGCACCUAAAAUCAGACAGGAGGACAUUGAAUUAUACGCAAAAAUAAGAAAAGAAGUUGAACAAGAGUUCAUGGUAAAGCCUUAUCCUAUGGACUACAGAUCUGUAACAAAGUGUGAUUUCUAUAAAUACACUGUCCCACAACCUCCUAGACCUGAGCCACGGUUACGUGAAAUGGUCCGAGAACAACCGGUUACAUUUUGGACAGAGUACAGAGAUAAAAUGCAUGGUAAUACACAUCACGGUGUAAAUCGUGUCACACCAUUUGGACGUAAUGCUGCGUUUACAACACCAAUUGAUAAAUACUUAAAUAGUCGUAUGCCUAGUGAAAUGCAAGUGUAUCCACGUUAAAGAGAGAAAAAAACACGAAACAAUAACAGUAGUCAUGUAACAGAUAGGCAAUAUGAAUACAUUGUUUUAUCAUUCAUAUUAUUCUCUUCUCAGUAUGUAACUGCUUACUAUAUUAUUGUUUUAUUUAAUUGUAAUCUGAG
Molecule: messenger RNA, 682 nt
Organism: Trichobilharzia szidati
Lineage: Eukaryota; Metazoa; Platyhelminthes; Trematoda; Strigeidida; Schistosomatidae
Source: the annotation of a GenBank genome assembly